GCCUGCAAGAAAGAAACAUACGAACUGGGUUCUUGCGUCCGUCUUAAGGAUAUCCAUAAUCCUCACCUUUUGAGCCUAACUUAUUAGGUGUCGUUGCUUGAAGAUAUUUCAGAACAUUACAAGCAAGUGCCACUAAACUACAUGGUAGUGUUUCGCUAAGUUGGUGGCUUGAUUGGUAUGGGUGGGCGAGCUGGGAGUUUUCAUAUCAAAAGGCGACAUGCAACAAACUGGAUGGUGUGAAUAGGUUCAUGAAGAAUCACUUGUGAUUGAUUGAUUGCAGGGACAUAGCAAUGGCCGCGUACAAGACAAGAGCUCCAUCGUACUUACUUCUUCUCAUACUUUUGGCGUUUGCUCUGGUCAGCUUUCUGAGCUUUCAGAAGAUGAGGGAUUUGCGCCUGGCAAAUGAUUUGAUAGGAAAGAAAGAAGCAGAAAUUGAGAGCCUGCGGGAAGAUUUACAGAGAGAGAGAGAAGCAUCAGAUCAAAUGCGUGAAAAGCUUAAAGAUCUACACAUGCACACUGAUAUAUUGAGAAGUGAAAAGGCGAGCUUGAGCAGACAGCUGACUGAAAUGGAGAUGAUGAAAAAUUCCAUUGAAGAAGGGAAAAACAGAUUGCUAUCAUCUCUUCAGAAUAAAGAGGAUCAGAUAGCUCAGCUGAAGGAGCAGGAGAGGAUGGCUUUUGAGCAGAAAAAUGAAGUACAAACUCUAACUGAGCUCUUAGAUAAAAAGGAGCAUGAGAUUAAUGAUAUGAAAUCUCGACUUGCAGAGUUUGAAGGGGUAGCUGGAAAAUCUGAGAACAAUACAGUAGAGAAGCUGGAAGCUGGAAAAUCAAUGAACAACACACUAGAGAAGAUAGAACCUCACAAGCCUGAUGAUGAUGAGAAGCCUCAGUUUGUAAAUACCAUUGGCAAUAUGAGUGCUGAAGAUAAUUAUACAUAUGCAGCUACAGAAGAUAGAUCUGAUAGGGUAAGACAAGGAAACAGAGAGGAGGAUUUUUUUGAAGGGAGGGCAAUGGAGAGUGUUGAGAAAUCUGCGUUGGGAGACAGGGUGGGAACUACAACCAAUGGCAGUGAGUUGCAUGAUGCACAGUUUGAAAAAUCAACUGAAUUACAUGAUAGAAGGAUCAGAAAUGAAGAGGACGAUGAUAAGGACAAUUUAGAAGAAGAGACUGAGGCGGGAAUUGAUAAUUCAGAUGAAAUGAAAGAUCUAGAUGAUCUUGAAGAUAAUAACGAUGAUAAGGACCCGGAAGACGAGCAAGGUGAGGAGAAUGAUAAGGUCAAUGAAGAAGAAGAAAUAGACAUUUAGUUGAUGAGAAAAAGUGCAUAACAGAAGUGCAAUUCUUCAAGGAAUGGAUACCACUGCAACACUAAAGGCACAUUUUUCCUUGUUAUAAAGGAAGACUGCUGGGUUAUUCCAGGAAGCAUUUUCAGUUUUAUUCCCCACAUAGAUAACUGUCACUUACAAGAAACCUUCCACAUCUUUAUAUAUGUGCUGCACAGAGUUUGAUACCGUCAGAAAAGUCAUUGGGAAAUUUUCAUAAUAAAAACGCUUUGUUUAAGUAAUAUCCUGUAUCCCAGAAUUCAUAUUGUGAUGCAGGUAAGGCUUGAGCAUUGAUGGUGUAAAAGUUGUGUGUAGCCAUGCAAAUUCUGUAUUUCCAUUUUCUAUAGUUUGAGGGAGGCACUGUCAUAAUGUCUUUACAUUCAUCAAUGUGGUGAAUAAGUGUACAUAUCUGUUUCAGUUGGAAAAAUUGAGAUCUGAACACAGUUUGAAUUAAUAGUUUUAUCUACAGUUUUUUUUCA
This is a messenger RNA of Cryptomeria japonica (Japanese cedar), 1795 nucleotides long. RefSeq lists its product as uncharacterized. The record is from RefSeq and is a predicted model, not a curated record. Lineage: Eukaryota; Viridiplantae; Streptophyta; Pinopsida; Cupressales; Cupressaceae. The coding region runs from base 291 to 1301 and encodes 336 amino acids. The transcript is spliced from 3 exons.